AUGAGAUGUAACCUUCCAUGUUGCGCGAUACUCCUGCUUGUCCCUCUUUGUCCGGUGGCGACAGUAGGCCAUGAUAAUUAUGGAAAAAUUUGCGUUUUUGAAUGAAUUAUAGUUGAAUGGUGGAUCAACAAGCAUACACCCGAGUGAGGACUGGUUUCUGGCAAUGACACACCAGAGAGUUUCAAUUUAAAGGACAGCAGAACAAGCAACGGAGAAAGGUCAUAUUAACUAAUGGCUGCCGAAUCGGGGAGACUACUGGCGGGACAAGGAAAACGAAGCAAAGCUUCACAGAUGAAGAGCCCGGAGAAGAAGAAGGCAAGGAAAUCCACCAACCAGGCGGCAGGAUUCUCCCACCUUACUGAGUUUGCACCCCCUCCUACCCCCAUGGUGGACCACCUGGUCGCCUCCAACCCCUUCGACGAUGACUUUGGGCCCCUAUCCCGGCCCAGUGGGGCAGGUGGACCAAGUGGUGCUCCAUUUCUUCCCAGCCCAGGUGGAGGAGGUGGGUAUGUCGGUGGGGGCAGAAUGGGCAUGGGCUUCAUGGGAGGCCCCGCAGGACCAGGGGGCGGACAACCUGGACGGAGGAUGCCGUUUGGACCUCCGUCCAACGCUGGCCCCCACCACCAGCUAGGCUUUGGAGGAAUGCCUGGCUUUGGAGGUGGUGGUGGGGGCGGCAGUGGGGGAGGAGGGGGUGGUGGCUUUCCUGCUGGUGGCCCUUCUCAGUUCAACAUGCCACCAAACUUUAAACAACAACAACAACAACAACAGCAGCAGCAUAGCAUGAAUCCUAACGGCCCCCCUCCUAAUAAUACCACCCCCGGCCCUUCUCCUAAUUCUGGACCCCCGCAAACAGGAGGAGGCUUUCCUGGCCACCCUGAAGUCCAGCAGCCCAAUUCCAAUGCACCUGGUCAGCCUUCCUCAGCCCCUGGUCAGCCUAACCCCAACUCUUCACCUACUGGUCCUCUGAAUGGAUCGGGCCAGCAACAGCAUCCACCACCCAGUCAAGUACAGCCCCCCAACAACACAAACACCCCCAACUCAAACAACUCUACCCAGCAGCAGCAAUCCACCCCACCUAAUUCUGCCCCCGGCUCCACUCCGUACAACCAGCAGAACAACACUCCGGGUGCUGGCGGUCCCAUGCCAAAUGCGGCCCCCAACUCAGGUCAGAACAGCAUGACCAACAACAACGGAGGCAACACGCCUGGCAGCAACCCAAACCCCCCCUCUAACUCCACUUCGACACCAAACACCCAGUCUCCCCUGCCCCCCGGCCCGGCCGCCCCCUCCACAGGGCCUGGCUCUGGCCCCGGAAAACUCGGUGGCCCCGGGAUGGUCUUCCCUUGUGGCCACUGCAUGGCAGAGGUGCAUGACGAUCAGGACGCCAUCCUGUGCGAGGCGUCGUGCCAACGCUGGUUCCACCGUGACUGCACAGGCCUGACGGAGCCAGCGUACGGGCUGCUGACACGAGAGAGCGCUGCCGUUUGGGCCUGUGACUUCUGUAUCAAGACCAAGGACAUCCAGGCCGUGUUUGUGCGCCAGGGAUUAGGCCAGCUGGUGGCGGCUAAUGAGAGUUGAGGAGUGGAUGGCAGAGGGGCUGCGUGGAGUUUCAUCGCAUACUGGACAAAUGGAGACAUUCUUUGACCUGACUGACCCGUGUGUCGUGUCAGCUAGUCGCCCAACUUUCUCUUGACUAGCCCUUUACUUGUUCACUACACAGAGAAACACACUCAUUGACACCCAUGCUUAUAUAUAAAAUAAUUUUUCUUCCCUUCGCCCUCAAAACGAGUCAAAAACAUGAUGAAUGUUAAACUACACACUCCUUCAGACAUCUAGACUGCCAACCAGCAAAGCACUGACACCAACACACUACCUCACACACUUUGUGACUGACUUGCCACACUUGUGCACCGCAGGAGUGUGAUGGCAUUUCAGACACGCAAACCCACGUCAGUCGGCCAACGCAGUGUUGAUAUAUUCCCCUUUUUUGUAUUGAUGCAAUGACUCAAGUUAUCAGCGUUUUUCUCAAUGUUUCUUGGGUAUAAAUUAAGACAAACAUGAUGUAUGUAAAAUCUUAAUAGAGACAAAAGUCAUUGAAAGAGUGCCUGAAAAUCUAAAAGGGUCAUUGUGUGUAGAUCACAGCAUUAUUUUCCAUCAAAAUAACUGAUUUUAUCAAUUGGCUAUUGCGUUGUCUUUUUACUGCAGGCAAGCAAAAGAAAAUAAAAAAAUUACAAGUGUUUUGCAGCGUUAAAGUUAAGUGUUUUUUGACAACAACCAAAAAAUUGGAUGAAAACAACAUAUCUUUUAAAAUUCUUUAGUCUGUUUCUCCUUCGCGUACACACUUUGAUGCUGAUUAGUUGUAAAUAUGAGGACAAAUCAAAUUUCUGGAACUUAUAUCAGUUGUGAACAUGCUACAGAGUUGACCAAUGAACAAAAUAAGUUAAACAUAUGUGUCUUGGUUGUCUACAGUAUUCAUACAGUAUUCAUCCAGUACAUUUGAGUCAACUGUUUUUUAUCUCUGCAGUACACAUGAAUUGUGAAGUCAGUGCUUUUGUAUGGUGUCGGCAUAGCAAGUAUGUGCAUAGUACUUAAUUAUUUUUAUUUUUUUUAAGCUGGGACGAGGGUGCAUGUGAACCAGUAUAUUCUGACCUGUGCGCUGCACGAGGCCUUGAAGUAGACCAAAUAACUUCAGAGCGAACAGUACCCAUUCUUCACAUUUCUGUCAUUGUAAAAUGUGUUUAUAACUAUUCUUCCCUCCAUCUCUUUACUUUUUCUUUAUUCGAUGUCCAAGUUGCCUUUCUUUUUUUGGCUCUCUCAGCUGUUCUUUUAUAUUUUGUACCCUUGUACCCUAUCUGUGCUGUGCUCUUGCUCUGCUCUGGCGCCUCAUGGUGGAACCUGCAGGAACCAGUGAGUCUCACACCAGGUGGGAAAGGGAAAGGUACUGAACUCUGAAGUAAAGACAGAAUUUUUUUUUUGUA
This is a messenger RNA of Pungitius pungitius (ninespine stickleback), 2978 nucleotides long. It is a transcript of the gene pygo2, whose product is annotated as pygopus homolog 2 (Drosophila). The transcript is spliced from 5 exons. The record is from RefSeq and is a predicted model, not a curated record. Lineage: Eukaryota; Metazoa; Chordata; Actinopteri; Perciformes; Gasterosteidae. The coding region runs from base 232 to 1578 and encodes 448 amino acids.